CAUCUGUCUGAGCCAAAAGCGAUCGCCUCCAUUGACCACUAGUCAAAGAGUGUUGGUCACUCGUUCGAGAUCAACCUAAAGCAUGAGCGUUGAAGCGGACAAGACGCGCGCAGAGGCGCUGCUGCUACAGACCAUCGGGAGCGAGGGGUCCGUGGCCGAUACGUAUGAGUUCGCGCUGGCCAACGGUCUGUCGCACGAGUUGGUGGUGGGCGUCAUGAAGUCGCUGCUGGUGGAUGCCUUUGUGGCCGACACGGAGCGCUCUACGUCAUUCUACGUGCUGAAAGACGAGGCCAGGAGUUUCCUGGAGCAGGGAUCUCCCGAGAUCCAAGUCUUCCGUGCCAUCCCCGCCGAGGGCGUGGACCGCAAGACGCUGGAGGCCGCUGUGGGCGCUGCUACGCUCAAGGUCGGACAGGGCGCGUGUAUGAAGAACAAGUGGAUCCGCUUGGACAAGGCAGAUGGCAAGUUCUACCGCAAUGUGGAGGAAGUGAAGGACGAGGUCACGGAGAUGCUCCGUCGUGUGGAGCAGGCGGACGGCGCGCUCUCAACUGUUUCCAAGGACGAGGCCAACACGCUCAAGCGCCGCAAACUGGCUGAAGUGCGUACGCGCAAGUCGUAUGCGCUGACCAAGGGCGUGAACUUUGCUCUUCAGAGGAAGAAACAGGCAGCGGGACUGACAAAGGAGAUGCUGGACGGUGAUGCAUGGAAGAAGGAGACGUUCAAGCCCUACAACUUCAAGACGAUGGGUCUGAGCGUCGGUGGUGGCCACCUGCAUCCGCUCAUGAAGGUGCGCGCUGAGUUUCGUCGCGUGCUUAUGGACAUGGGGUUCCAGGAGAUGCCGACCAACCGCUUCGUGGAGAGCAGUUUCUGGAACUUCGACUCGCUGUUCCAGCCGCAGUCACACCCUGCCCGCGACGCCCACGACACGUUCUUCCUCACCCAGCCGAAGUACUGCCUGACGGUGCCGGAGGACUACUACAAGCGCGUCCACGACAUGCACGAGAACGGUGGCUUCGACUCCAUUGGUCACGGUCGCGGUGCCUUCAAGCGCGAGACGUCCAUGACGAACAUCCUGCGUACGCACACGACCGCUAUCUCGGCUCAGAUGCUGUACAAGCUCGCCAACCAGCCCGGUGGCUUCACCCCGCAGAAGUAUUUCUCCAUUGACCGUGUGUUCCGUAACGAAAGCAUGGACGCGACGCACUUGGCUGAGUUCCACCAGGUCGAAGGUGUGGUGGCAGACUACGACCUGUCACUGGGUGACCUAAUUGGUAUCAUCAAGGCAUUCUUCAUGAAGAUCGGUAUUACGCAGAUGCGCUUCAAGCCGGCAUACAACCCCUACACGGAGCCCAGUAUGGAGAUCUUCGCCUUUCACCCGGACCUGAAGAAGUGGACUGAGAUCGGUAACUCUGGCGUGUUCCGUCCGGAGAUGCUGCGCCCCAUGGGUCUGCCCGAAAAUGUACGUGUUAUCGCCUGGGGUCUGUCGCUGGAGCGCCCCACAAUGAUUAAGUACCGCCUCAACAACAUCCGCGACCUCUUUGGACACAAGAUUGAUCUCGAGCAGACUCGAUCGGCCAAGCUGUACCGCUACUAGACGUCGAGACGGAUACCAAAGUUUGGUGAGCCCUCGCAGUGGUGAAUACCUUAGUUAGAUAGCCAUGGAAGGAUCCACUGUCUGAAUAAAGACGGAGAGUAAGUACAUUUCUAUGCGGUUAACAUUGCUGUGAUCAGCACACCACCACAGUCGGAUGAUAAGGAAUUGAAGUGGCGUUUUUUGCUUAAUCGGGAAGGAUCAUUUUUCAUCAGGGGUCAGCAAGGUAGUAGCACAGUAUUUCAAGUCCCGAUUCAAUGCAAGAUAUUCCGCAAGUCUGUAGAUACCAUCGUGUACUUUUUCUCUUUGGUCAGCUCGAAGAACCGAUGAAUAGGAUGCUCUGAAUCACGAUAAGGAGUCCUGUAAGAAACUAGUUCGAAGUAUCAGAACUAUUUGUGAAGAUUUUGCUACGAUUUCAAAGGCGAAGUAUCGUAAGAUCCAGACUAGUCAUUAGUCGAAACCAUCGCUCGCAUCG
Molecule: messenger RNA, 2063 nt
Organism: Phytophthora nicotianae INRA-310
Lineage: Eukaryota; Oomycota; Peronosporomycetes; Peronosporales; Peronosporaceae
Product: phenylalanine-tRNA ligase, alpha subunit
Exons: 5
Coding region: 83-1591 (502 amino acids)
Biological process (GO): phenylalanyl-tRNA aminoacylation
Cellular component (GO): cytoplasm; phenylalanine-tRNA ligase complex; cytosol
Molecular function (GO): ATP binding; tRNA binding; phenylalanine-tRNA ligase activity
Source: RefSeq, a predicted model, not a curated record